Molecule: messenger RNA, 4006 nt
Organism: Orbicella faveolata
Lineage: Eukaryota; Metazoa; Cnidaria; Anthozoa; Scleractinia; Merulinidae
Product: putative ATP-dependent RNA helicase DDX60
Cellular component (GO): cytoplasm
Molecular function (GO): nucleic acid binding; ATP binding
Source: RefSeq, a predicted model, not a curated record
ACCACGACGCAGGGCACUUUCUUAGCCUCUUAUUUCCAUUUAAAUGGCUCAAUCUGGCCAGGUUUAAUCUGCAUUCUGUAUUUUGCAUGAAUGCUGUCCUUUUGAGGAAGUUUUCGCAGCUUGAGCUCUAUGGUUUGCACGUUAAGUUGGCACACGUAUUGCAAAAAGAGAAAGUUAUUACUAAAGCUCCCUGCUUUUCCACUGGAGAGAGAGAGAAGAGAGAAGAGUGAAGAACGAAGAUCAAAGAGCGAAAAGCGAUCAAGAGCGAAAAGCAAAGGGUAACCGUCAAUGAAUUAGAAUCAAUAUAUAGCUCUUUAAGGCGAAUCUGAACACACUUGCACGGAAUGCGCAUGAGUUCAUUAAUCGUAGAAAUGUGGGAGAACAGGACUCUUAUUACAAUAAUUACUGUGUUGUUACUUUCUUUUCAAGGCUCUAACUCUGCUGUCUCAUCCGUUCAUCUGCCGCAAGCACCCGGAAAUGGAAAGUCAGAUCAAGAAACAUUUUCUCUUUAGCGUCGAACUUCUUGUUAGAUUGUAGCAAGCUGCUGUCGUUAUUUUUUCCUGUGUAGAGUCUUAUAAACAAUGAAACUGGCGCUCUUCAAGAGAUGGCCGGACUCGCCACUCAUCUUCAUUAUCACGAACCUUCCAACUACGUCUUGGUCAGUUUUCUGCAACGCGGGCUCUUUCAUGAUCUUUGUCAACCAGGAUUAAAAGGCAAAUUUUCGAAAGACGUCAUGAGGAAAAUGGUUCUUGUUCUGAGCCACUUGUUUGGUAGAAGAUUCCUUCACGCAUCUUUCAAGCGAAGACUUCACUUGUGCCCGACGUCAAAAGUAAUUUUGGAAGAUCUUCCUGAUGAAUUUGCCGAAGCACUUCAAGCUUAUAACCGUCAGGUUACGGAUGUCUUCAGCCAGUACCUCAAAACUGUGGCCGCCGAACUUGAAGAGGAACGGGGAGAGGAAAAUAAACUCCCUUUAUCAGGCAUAGAAUUUCCAGAUCAGGCAAGCUCUACCGACCUUGUCGAAAACGAAACCAUCAAAAGCCUUGCACGCUCUUCCAUUGUUUACUCUGCUUGUUCGUCAUUUACUGCACUAUCAGGGAAUUCAGACUUACAUUUUCAUUCCACUGGCCAAAAAGCAGCUGUUCACUUGGAAAAGAAAGCAAGCAGCGUUGGUGGAGGAAGUGAAGAAAGUGAACACAAAUCUGAGAGUGACGAAGAAGAUGAGAAAGAGCAUCGUGAGCCAAUUGAACACUUGUUGAAGAUUAUUCGUCAAGAUGUCUACACAGAUAUGAACGUCGUUCCCAUUCUUCCUCUGAAGAAAUACAACUCGACCGGACGUGUUCAACAUCUGAAUGCUUAUGCACUGGAUUUCUUCAAACACGGAUCCCAGAAAGUUAUCGAGAAAGAGAAUGGAAUCAAGGCCGGCGAGGUUUUCUCGUUGCUGAAGGACUUCUAUCUGACCAUUAAAUCAAUCAGUUGCUCUUUGGAAGAACUGGGACCCGAAACUGACAAUGUUGUGCUCGCUUUUAAGCAGUUGGCCCGGGAGUUUGGAGAGAAGUUUAACAAUCAGUUUGAUAGCGACAUAUGAGAACAAAUUUCAGAAAGUUUUUUUCUGCUUAUAAGCUGUCAAAAUCUUCAGUUAAAAAUUCUUUCUAGCGAGGAAACUUAAACUUACGAUUAUUGUCAGAAGUUUUAAAGAAAAACUUGAUUUCGUUAAUUCUUUUGUUUUCAAAACAAGUUCAGUGAACCGAUCGGAUUGAAGUUAAUAUAUAUCUAAAAAACUAAAUGACUAAAUCUAUCUAAAUGAAAUAAAAGUUAAAGUUAUUGAAAGUUAAAGUUUUAAGUUAAAGAAAGUGUAUUUGCAAAGUCUCUUAGGGUGCGCGAUUCUCGUUAAGUAAUUCAUGUUCUGUUUUCACGGACAUGUUUGGGAAUUUAUCUUGACCUUAGACUACGAGUAGUCCCUCUUUUGCUUGUCUCGCUCAACGGGCUGAGCGAGAGAAGGAUUACUUGUAGUCUAUCUUGACCUGGGCUAUAGUCCAACAUAAACAGUUAGUAAUGAAUGAGUCAACAUUCAUCGUGUUCAUGGCCAGUUCGAUAUCUGAUUGGCUACCUCGCUGUUGACUAUCCGUUGAUAUAUAUCAUGAUCGCGCCGGCGUUGUCUUUGAAGAGAAAAAAAAAGAGAGAGAGAGACCAACUAACAAGCUUGAUAUGGUGCUGAAGAGUACCAUAGAGGUACGAUUAGAUAUUAACCGUACCUAACUGCGGCCAAAUAUCCGGCGAUAUCAGAGCGACUUGACAUGUAAUGGUACCAGGACUGAGUAGAGUCCAGUUUGGUCUGUAAUCAUGCAAAUGAUUAACCAAACUAGAGAACUGCGUAUAGCAACCUGUUAAAUCGCGAUUGCGAGUACGAGUUGGACAUUUCGACAACACCAAGACAGACAGAGUUGGACAACACCAAGUCUGUUACCAACGUAUCGUGAAAAAAUCAAAGAAAAAAUUAAGUUUGACCAAACGAAGCCUGUCUACGAUUUGUCAUCUCAUCUGAAAGGUUUGGGGAUAUGAAUAGGUCAGUUACAAGGACGGAGCAAACAAAGCGCGCUCGCCACGACCGAGUUAUUACUUGUCCAUUUAAUAGAAAGUUGGAGACAAGCUGUUGACAAUAAUUUAGUGGUUGCUACCGCUUUUAUUGAUUUUCGAAAAGCCUUCGACCGCGUCUCUCAUCGCACCCUGUUACAUAAAUUGAAAAUCAAAUUUGGAAUCGAGGGCAACCUUCUCUCUUGGCUUACAGAUUAUCUGCACCACCGGACACAGGUUACGGUUGUGAACUUCACUCAGUCAGAGGAGCUAAAUGUGACGUGCGGCAUCCCACAAGGAUCGGUACUACGCCCGUGUUUGUUUAGUUUAUACACCAAUGACAUGCCAGAGGCUGUGACAUCAGGCAAUCUCUACCUGCAUGCUGACGAUACUACAGUGUACUGUAUCGGAUCCACCGUUGAUGAAGUUUGUAACCUACUAAAUAACGCACUGAAUGAGCUUAACAAAUGGUGCAUGACUAACUCGUUAACACCGCACUCUUCAAAAUGUGAAGUGAUGUUGUUCCACCGCCGGGGGAACCUUUACCGGUCUACUCCCUUUGAUGACCACCGGAAUUGUCAACGUUGCAUGGGUCUGUCACACAAGGCUGCUGGGCAUUACUAUCGACAGAAAACUUACUUGGGCGAAUCACCUUAAGGAAUUGAGGAACAACUUUGUCAAUAAAUUGAACUUACUGAAAAAGUGCUCUUUUCUUAAGAGAAAAUCACUUCUUGACCUAUACUUUAAGAUGAUUCUUCCUUCAGUGACAUACGGCAUCCCUAUCUGGGGGAACUGUGACAACCUGGAUUACAUUAAAUCCCUGCAAGCACUGCACUGUCGUGUUGGAAGGCUAAUUUUUAAUUUGCCACGAGACACACCAUCAGUACAAGUUAUGGAACUCUUACAUUGGGACUCGAUUAAUGACGUGUAUAAGCGAAGACUUGUCAAACUAAUCCACAACAUAGCUAGCGAUAAUAUGCCCGCAAUGAUUUCAGAUUCAGUUGUAUGGCGUAAUAGUCCGUAUAACUUAAGAGGACAUAAUAAGGCCGUCGUUCCACGAUUUUUCAUUUAUUUCAUGAAAAAUUCUGUUUCUUACAGAGGAGCUGUACUGUGGAACUGUGUUUCAGAGUAAUUUUAAACAAUUGUAUUCAAAGGUAAAAUGUAGUCCGAUAUUUAGGGAAAUCAGAUUUGCGAUAAAGUAAGUUAAUUUCUUAUAUUUUAUUCAUUUAUGGUAAUGAAAGGUAAUUAGAUAAUUAGAUAAUUAAUUAGUUACACGACCCCUUAAGCAUGCAGUGCUUAAACGAUAAUCGUGUUUUAAAUAAAGGACUUUACUUACUUUGCUUUACUUACGCGAAUUUUAUUAUUAAAAAUAUCGUUAUAUAUUGGACGCUUUGUCAUUGGACAACUGAGCUGUACAUGAUCCAAUUGUUGAUAA